Molecule: messenger RNA, 1047 nt
Organism: Durotheca rogersii
Lineage: Eukaryota; Fungi; Ascomycota; Sordariomycetes; Xylariales; Xylariaceae
Product: domain found in IF2B/IF5-domain-containing protein
Exons: 3
Coding region: 1-1047 (348 amino acids)
Biological process (GO): translational initiation; formation of cytoplasmic translation initiation complex; formation of translation preinitiation complex
Cellular component (GO): eukaryotic translation initiation factor 2 complex
Molecular function (GO): mRNA binding; translation initiation factor activity; translation initiation factor binding
Source: RefSeq, a predicted model, not a curated record
AUGGAUGCAGCCGAGGCAGACAAUAUUGACCAGCAGGACCAGCAACAUCAACCGUUGCCCGAGCGCAGACAACGCAAAUCCGUCGUCUUCAAUUCCGAGGCCCUCGUAGUCGAAGCCGACGGCAAAGUUACCACCAUGGCAUCCGAAGACACCAAGGACACCGCCCUAUCCCAUACUCCCCGUACGCCGCCGCUCUCUGCCGCUCUUGGCGCCUUUGCUGAUGCCAGAGAAGCACCUGCCGAAGAGGACGCCCCCCUAGUGGAAGAUGGCGGCCUCGAUUUGCUAAAGAAAAAGAAGAAGAAGGUCAAGAAGGCGGAAGACGGCGAAGGAGGGGAGGCGGAUGGCGCCGCCGAUGGUGCUGCAGACGGUGGCGGUCUGGAUCUAACCCUGAAGAAGAAAAAGAAGAAGAAGGCUCCCAAGGCUGGCGAAGGUGACGACUUCGCCGCCAAGUUGGCAGCUCUCGAUCUGGAGAAGGACGGCGACGCAGAUGGUGCUGAGGCCAAGGUCGAUGACCAAGCCGGUGAUAUGGACGAGGGCACCGGCAUCUGGGGCCACGACGAGACCAAGCUCAUCAGCUACGACUUACUUCUGGGUCGCUUCUUCAGCCUCCUGGCCCAGAAGAACCCAGACCAUGCCUCCAGCGGCUCGCGAAGCUACAAAAUCCCGCCUCCGCAGUGCUUACGUGAAGGCAACAAGAAGACUAUCUUCGCAAAUAUCCAGGAAAUCACCAAGCGAAUGAAGCGGAGCGAAGAGCACGUCACGGCAUACCUCUUCGCCGAAUUAGGUACGAACGGCUCAGUCGACGGAAGCAGACGGCUGGUCAUCAAGGGACGAUUCCAACAGAAGCAGAUCGAAAACGUCCUAAGAAAGUAUAUUAUCGAAUACGUAACUUGCAAGACCUGCAGAUCGCCUGACACAGAACUCAACAAGGGAGAGAACCGUCUCUACUUCAUCACGUGCAACUCGUGCGGAUCCCGGCGGUCCGUCACCGCCAUCAAGACGGGUUUCUCUGCCCAGGUCGGCAAGAGAAAGAAGCUCCAAGGCUAA